CUGGAGAUGCCUCAUAACAGCACGCUGCGUGUGUCUGAGGGGUUUGACUAUGCGUGCCUCGUCUUUGACCGACUGGAAAGCAUCGCAGAUGUCAAGUUUGGCAAGCUAGUGCUCAUCAUAGUACCAACGGACUCUGGUGGUUCAACUGGUGCGCAGAAGGC
This is a messenger RNA of Amoebophrya sp. A25, 161 nucleotides long. The record is from the annotation of a GenBank genome assembly. NCBI's taxonomy places the organism in Eukaryota, Dinophyceae, Syndiniales, Amoebophryaceae.